AUGAGAGUGCCCAUUUUAAUAAUAUUUAUUUCAACAUCACUAAUAUCUUCAGUUAAAGGAGAUUCAUGGUCUAAAUUAGGUUGUUUUGCUAAAUCGUCAUUAUCUACAUCUUCUUCACAAGGUACUUAUAUUUGGCAAAGUUCUGGUCAUUGUCAAUCAGAAUGUGAAGGGUCAAGAAUUGCAGCAUUAAUUAAUGGUAAUGAAUGUUAUUGCGGUGAUUCAGAUCCUUCAAAUCAAGUCGAUUCAUCAAAUUGUGAUACCAAAUGUGCUGGUUAUGGUUAUGAAAGUUGUGGUGGUGGAUCAGAUUACUAUGAUGUUUAUGUAAAUUCAGAUGUUGAUAAUGAAGAAAGUUCAAGUUCAAGUUCAAGUUCAAGUUCAAGUUCAAGUUCGAGCUCAUCGAGUUCUACAAGAUCAAGUUCAUCUUCUACAUCUAGCUCAUCAAGUUCAUCAACUAAUUCUCCAUCAUCUACGGAACAAGAGGAACCAGAAACAAGUACAGUUUUAAGAACUGCAACUUCAACGCAAUCACCAAGUUCUACUCAACAAUCAUCUACUACAUCUUCUUCGACAAGUUCCACUACAUCAAUUGCACCAACUACAUUAAUCUCAACAGUUGUAAAUUCAGCAGGUAAUGGAUCACCUUCAAUUAUAUAUAAAACAGUCAUACAAACUCCAUCAUCUACAUCACAACAAUCAACAACAACAUCAGAUUCAAUUACGAAUGCAAAUUCAUCUUCUUCAUCAUCAUCGUCAGACUCCGAUAAUAAUCAAAAUCAUUCAAAAUCUAUAUCAGGAGGAGGUAUAGCAGGUGCUGUAGUUGGAUCAGUAGCUGGUGUAGCUUUAAUUGCAGGAUUAAUAUUCUUUUUCUGUUGGUAUAGAAGAAGAAAAGAUCAAGAAGAUGAAGAAGAUGAUAAUUUUACGUUAUCUGGACCAAAAGAUCAAGCAGAAAUGGGUCAAACUUCAAGUCCAAUAGAUCCAAAUCCAUUUUUGAUGAGUGCAGGUUAUAAUAACUUUGAUACAAAUCAACAACAGAAUCAACCAAAUAAACAAAGAUCAAUGUCUUCGAGAGGAGGAAGUAAUGGUGGUAAUGCAACAACAGUAAAUAAUUCAAAUCAUAACAAUAACAGUCAUUAUUAUAGUUCUUCAGGUGGUGGAUCAUUUGGUUCAAAUACAGAUUCAAUAAUUCCAAAUUUCAAUAAUGAAAUGUCAUCACCUAAUCAUGGGCCUCUUUUCUUGAAUCCAGAUUCUCCAAAUCCAGAAUAUUUAGGUAGGAGGAAAUUAAGUAAUGGUUCAUUACCGGAUAUGAUUGCAAGAGAACCUGGUUCAUUAAAAGUGGUGAAUAAUUAA
Messenger RNA from Insectozyma verbasci, 1347 nucleotides. NCBI's taxonomy places the organism in Eukaryota, Fungi, Ascomycota, Pichiomycetes, Serinales, Debaryomycetaceae. The record is from the annotation of a GenBank genome assembly.